Messenger RNA from Ictalurus punctatus (channel catfish), 2997 nucleotides. RefSeq names its product tsukushi small leucine rich proteoglycan homolog (Xenopus laevis) (gene tsku). Gene Ontology annotation, molecular function: protein binding. The record is from RefSeq and is a predicted model, not a curated record. The transcript has 3 exons. Gene Ontology annotation, cellular component: extracellular matrix. The coding region runs from base 456 to 1502 and encodes 348 amino acids. Lineage: Eukaryota; Metazoa; Chordata; Actinopteri; Siluriformes; Ictaluridae.
GUCAUGGAUAGGAGGCAGGGUGAGGCUCGAGCUGUGGAGCCAUGUCCUCCUCUCCUCACACUCAGGCGGGUUGUUCUCCUCUUCUCUAGUCUGAGUUUCUUAUCUUCCUGCGUGCAAACUUUUAAAGAAAGACGACGUGCGGAUUCGGAAUGCAGACAUCUUCACCGUGGUGAUAAGAGACAUGUGAAGGACGUCGGAGCUUUGGGAGAGAGACAGAGACAGAGAGAGAGAGAGAGAGAGAGAGAGAGUUCAAAUGUUUGCCAGAGUCGAGUCCAGUGCUGGAUCUUCCUUUGCAGAGAAAGUAAAUGUGGAGUCACAGCGCGUGCACGAUGAAGCAGAUGUAAGUCAGAGAAGAGCUGGCGAUGUACAGCAACAGGAGGCGGAGCAAUGGGAGCUGGCAAUGAAAAGGAGCCGGGCUGAAAAAGUUGAGCAGAGGCAAAGGCCUUCAAAGCAUCAUGGUGGCCUUCCUGUGCCUCAGCCUGACCUCUCUGCUCGCCCAGGUCACGGCAGGAGGGGUGAAGAACUGCCACCCGAAGUGCCGCUGUGAGGUGGAGAGCUACGGCCUGUUCGACAGCUUCAGCCUCACCAAGGUGGACUGCAGUGGACACGGACCGGACGCCACUCCCAUCCCCAUUCCUCUAGACACGUCCCACUUGGAUCUGUCCCACAACUCCAUCAGCUACAUCACCGACUCCAUGCUGUCAGGACCCGGAUACACGACUCUGGUCAGCUUGGAUCUCAGCAAGAACCUCAUAUCACGAAUGAGCUCCAAGGCCUUUAACAAACUGCGCUACCUGGAGACCCUGGACCUCAGCCAGAACGUUCUGGAGAACCUCAGCGAUGGAUGCUUCUCCGGUCUCCCCUUAACCGAGGUGGAUCUCAGCGACAACAGAUUUCGCGAGUUCGACCUAAACGUUUUCAACACACGAGGCCCGGAAACCCCUAUCAGCGUAGAUCUUUCUAACAACCUUCUCAGCGCGAUCUCGAGAAACCCUCGCCUCCAUGCGCCGUACAUCAAGAGCCUGAUGCUGGCAGGCAAUCAGCUCAGGACCGUGCCCAGACUUGCAGGAAUUCGCUUGCAGUAUUUGAGCCUGGAUGGAAAUCUUAUCCGCAGCAUCGAUGAAGGAGCCUUCGAGGAGCUGACGGAUCUCGUCUAUCUCACUCUCAGCGGCCUCCCCGAGCUGUCCGUCAUCCAUCCGAACAGCUUCAGAGGCCUGAGGAAUCUCCAAGUCCUGGACCUUUCAAACAACUUUCAGCUCAGGACUUUGGGUCCCGAUGUGUUUAAUGGGCUGAGUGCUUUACAGGAGCUCAAUCUGUCCAAAUCGGUAGCCACUCCGUUACCUGUGACCAUCUUUAACAACAUGCCAAGUAUUAAAAGUGCGACUCUGGGGCCAAAUAUGCAUUGCUGGAAAACUCACAAGCAAGGACAGUUCCACAGGCAGAUAGGACAAGCGAAAGCAAACGACAUUUUGACUUGUGAUGUUCCAGGAAUCAUAUUGUAAAAAAAAAAAAAAAAGCUUCAAAAUACACUAAAUAUUGUAUUUUUUUCUUCUUUAGUGCCUUAUUUCUCUGAGACUGAUAUUCUCACUUUGACUCCUUCAUCGGGCCUCGUUUAUUCAUACGUAAAUGUGUUCACAGACCAAACCGAUUCAGAUUCGUGACGGAUUUAUAGAUGUUUCCGUAACGCCGAUGUUCUUCACCCUCCCGCGUACGUUGAUAAAUAUCAAUCGGCCGUAAAUAACAAGUACGUUCGCGGCACAGGUUAUUUCCAUUUAGCCACGCCCCAAAAUCCCCAUUAAAAGGCAAAGCUCACAGAGACGACUUAAACGAUCAAAGUGUGCCUCCUAAAUCUUCCAAUAAUGCAGCUUAGCCACUGCCGAGCAUCAGCUACCAUGACAACACUACUGCGCCACUUCCUGCUUAGGACACCAUUACGUUUGUCCUAGUUGAAUGGCUAGGGUUAUUUCUCUUAAUUUAUAUAUAGCUUUCUUUCAAGUGAACAUUUUCACUAAAUUGGUGAUUUUAAACUUCUUUAGUGUAAUCUGUAUAUAACGUCGUAGUGUCUCGGCGGAUGUAAGAUCUGAUAUUUGAUGAGAUUAGUCAGUUUCCUUAUGUAAAUUUAGUCAAAUUUUCAUUUUCAUGAAUUCCAAAUCGUCCUGUUAACGACGUCCGAAUCGGUUCAUUCUUACCGCUUUCGCUAAACGAGGCCCAAUCGAGGUUUUUGCACAUGAAGCCAACCGAUAUUCAUGAAUUUAUACAUUUCAGUCUAUUUUUCUACAGAUUUAUAUUUAUAGUAUUAAGAGCUCAUUAGGAGCUCAUAUGCACUUUAAGUAGACCUGGCCUUUCUGUUCUUGUUACAUUCGUUUAAUCCUUUAAUCCAGGUAUUUAGCCGCUUGCGUUUCCUCACAUUUCUUUUAAAUAAGGGGCUGUGUUUUGUUGUGUUUUUUUUUUUUUUUUGUUACAUUCCGUGCAUUACACUUUGGAUGUGCCUGAGGCAACUUCGAGAACCACUUUAUACAUUCUAACCAAAGGGGAAUGAAAUUUCAGUGCCUUAAUGUGACGCCGUGCACGUGUUUCAGCCUGCUGUGGGCUUACGGUACCGAUGGAUAUUUUCAAGCAUUUGCACGUUUCAGACUUUGGGAAGAAAAGUAACGACUGGAGUCGGGUUCCAUCCCUCUUCAUAAAACUCGACUCCCGAUCCCGCGAGCCGGCCGACGAGCGGAAAUGGCGAACCGUACGUUGAGGAUGAUUUAAAACGUGCACUCUGUUUCUAACAUCAUUUUAAGCUCAUGGCAUUUAAUCAAACGUUUAAUCUAAUCGUGCAUUUCAAGUCCAAAUCAUAAUGGACCUGGGUCAAAAAUGUUUGUUUUGCACUUUAUCACCAUACAAAAUGAUCGAUUAAAAUAACAAUUGUAAUUCUGGGUUUUGUAUAGAAUUGUACAUUUGUACCAAACACUACAUUUUUAUGGUUAAAUAAACUUUUUUUUUUUAUUUUUA